GUCGAGGGAUUGCAAACGGAUUGCCGCGUUGGAGAGCAAAGGAGCAAUGGAUACGAUUGAGAAGGACAUUCUGAAGAGAGAAGGAGAGGAGGCAGAGAAGGGCGAUUUGAGGGAAGGACGGGACGUUGAAAAAGGUGAGGUCGCUGGUUCAGAGGGUGCUGGUGUCUGUGGUGACAAUGAGGGAGACGACGGCUACGUGGCGCCUCUACGGGGACUGUCGUUUCUGGACCGGUUCCUGGUGGUGUGGAUAGUACUCGCCAUCGCCAUUGGGAUUAUCCUUGGGAAUACGGUUGAUUCGGUUGGGCCGGCGUUGCAGAAGGGGGAGUUUGUUGGUGUUAGUGUGCCGAUAGCAAUCGGCUUGCUAGUCAUGAUGUACCCCAUCCUCUGCAAAGUCCGCUACGAAACCCUCCACCUCCUUUUCCAAUCGCGAGGCCUCUGGACCCAGAUCCUCAUCUCCUUCGUGCUCAACUGGAUAGUAGCGCCGCUCUUCAUGGUCGCACUGGCAUGGGCUUUCCUCCCGGAUCGCCAGGACCUCCGCGAAGGCCUCAUCUUCGUGGGAAUCGCGAGAUGCAUUGCCAUGGUCUUGAUCUGGAACGAGCUGGCCAAGGGAGACAGCAACUACUGCGCGGUACUGGUCGCUUUCAACUCGAUCCUACAGAUCGUGCUGUUUGCGCCAUUCGCCGUUUUCUACGUCCAGGUGGUCAGCCAUGGGGAGAAGACGGACGUGUCGUACGAGAAGGUGGCGCAGAGUGUAGGAGUCUUCCUCGGGAUACCACUCGGCGCGGCCGUCCUCACAAGACUGACACUGAAGACCCUUAUCGGAGAGGAAAAGUACCAGAAGCACUUCAUCCGGUACAUUGCGCCGUGGUCCUUGAUCGGGCUGCUCUACACCAUUAUUGUCCUGUUCGCAAGCCAGGGGGCCAAUGUUGUUCGGCAGAUUACCGAUGUGUUGCGGGUCUGCGCGCCGUUGUUGGUGUAUUUCCUCGUCAUCUUCACAAGUACCGUUUGGUUCUGCUGGAAGAUGGGUUACGGCUAUCGGGUCAGCUGUACGCAGAGUUUUACCGCGGCUAGUAACAAUUUCGAGCUGGCAAUCGCGGUCGUGGUCGCCGUUUACGGUGCUGGUAGUGGGCAGGCUUUGGCGAGUACUGUAGGUCCGCUGAUCGAGGUACCGGUUCUAGUGGCUCUCGUGUAUGUAUUGAGAUACGUGCAGAGGAGGUGGGCGUGGAAGGGCUGAGCUUGCGAGUUAUGAUUGUCAUAGAUCUGAGCG
Molecule: messenger RNA, 1267 nt
Organism: Westerdykella ornata
Lineage: Eukaryota; Fungi; Ascomycota; Dothideomycetes; Pleosporales; Sporormiaceae
Product: arsenical-resistance protein ACR3
Exons: 3
Coding region: 47-1234 (395 amino acids)
Biological process (GO): arsenite transport; antimonite transmembrane transport
Cellular component (GO): plasma membrane
Molecular function (GO): arsenite transmembrane transporter activity; antimonite transmembrane transporter activity; antiporter activity
Source: RefSeq, a predicted model, not a curated record